Molecule: messenger RNA, 1411 nt
Organism: Monomorium pharaonis (pharaoh ant)
Lineage: Eukaryota; Metazoa; Arthropoda; Insecta; Hymenoptera; Formicidae
Gene: Apf
Product: bis(5'-nucleosyl)-tetraphosphatase [asymmetrical]
Exons: 2
Coding region: 871-1302 (143 amino acids)
Biological process (GO): ATP biosynthetic process; AMP biosynthetic process
Molecular function (GO): bis(5'-nucleosyl)-tetraphosphatase (asymmetrical) activity
Source: RefSeq, a predicted model, not a curated record
UAUUAUUUUUAUAAAAUAUUAACUUUAAUUUUCUGCAAGAAACAUUAAUUGUUUAAAACGAUAAAAUAGAAAAAUGUGGCAGUUCUCUGAGAAACUGCACUUUUAAAGAUCAUUAUUUCGUUUAUAUUUUUAAUGUUAAAUAAUUAAUUUUUUCCAAUCAAAAUAUUAUCAAUAGAUUCCAGGAAAAUUUAAUUUUCAUUGUCUUCAAGUUAUUCAGCAAAAUUUUUUUUAAUCCCAAUUUGCACUAAUGAAAUUAGCAUAUGUCAGAAUGAAGAUAGCGUAUGUAGAAUGAGAUUGAGAUAAAGACUUUCUCUUCGUAGUGACAUCCGUCCCUCCUUUAGAAUAGAGUAGAAAAAAUUCUGAAGCACAACAAAGUAAAAUAAGAGUAAAAUCAAACGAUUGCGUCUGGCGCAUUUCGGUUAGAUGCGAAACAUGUCCGCACACGUCCAUUCAAAGACUUUUUCGUUCAAGACUGCCUGUGGUCAGAUUUAAAACGACUCUGAACCUUGAACUUCAGAUCGAAUUGUGGAAAGUACUUUAAAAUCACAAUUGAAAAAUUACAAAAUUAUAAACGCGUAUUACAUCGACAUAAAAUGCAUUCCACCACGCUUGUAACAGCUUGGAAUCAUUUCAGCCUUAUUGUUUAUCAAAUAAUAAAAAGGACGUUCGCGAGCAUAUCACUUGCAGAAUUCACACUGCGUUCAAUAUUUUUAUGACGUCCAAUAUCUAAUAGAACAGUGCAUUUUCUGGAGAUAAAAAUAUUUCUAUCUAGGAAUUCUGUCAUUUUGGAUAUAGAAUCAUACAUUGGAUAUUGGACGCAGUGUGUGAAUUCUGCAUUAGCAGGUACAGAUUUUCCAAUCAUCGACUGUCAUGUCGUUGCAACAACGCGCUUGUGGUCUUGUAAUUUUUCGUCGAUUUCAAGGUACCAUUCAGUACCUGCUGAUGCAGACAUCAUAUGGAGAACAUCACUGGACGCCGCCUAAAGGUCAUGUCGAUUCGGAUGAAUCUGAUAUGGAAACAGCUUUACGUGAAACUCAGGAAGAGACCGGCUUUUUGCCAAACGAUCUCAAGAUCUUCGAAGAUGCAAGGAACGAGAUAAUGUAUGAGGUGAAGGGGAAGCCAAAAAUUGUCGUCUAUUGGUUGGCGCAGCUGCUCACUCCAAAUAAACCUGUGAAAUUGUCGGACGAGCAUCAGGCGUUUGAUUGGCUGCAUUUGCGUGAGGCGUGCGAACGCGCAAAAUAUGACGACAUGCGAAAAGUGCUUAACGAAUUUGACAAAUAUAUAACGCGAAACCUUGCGUAACUUUUGAAAGAGGUAUAUUUACCUUAUUUAAUUGUUUACACCAAUGUGUGUGUAAAUUCAAAAUUGUAUUCAAUAAAAACUUUUAUUUGAAAUUAUACAGGGUGUCUGG